CUAUUAUUAAGUUUUUUUUUUUUUUUGGUCCCUCUCCACGGCACCUGUCGCAGGUCGGUUCUCCCGUGGAAACGAUGUCACCAGCUUUCAGAAUUCAGCACCGGCUGUGUGAACGAUGGCUAUGGCGGAAGGCCACAGAGCCAAAGCUUUUCAAAGCUUUCAAACCGGUUUUUUUUCUAUUCAUUGGAGAUUUCCAGCUUCCUCUUGAAGUUAAUGACGCAAAAGGAAAGCUAAUUAUGGCGUUCCCAAUCCCUACCACUGCAGCUCUAUUAAAUGCCUUUUCAACUACUGGAUUUGCAUCUUCGUUCAAUGAGUGUGCCUUUCUCUGCGCUUCUCCCGAUUUUCUGCUCUUCUUGCUCCUCCGUUGCUUCCAUUUCAAAUUCUAGGUUUGUUCAUUCUGUGAUUCAAUUUCCGCCAACUUCGUUCACUUCUUGCGCCUCCGUUGCUUCGAUUUCGAAUUCUAGGUUUGUUCAUUUGCUGAAUCUUGUUGCAAACAGAGCCUCAGAUUCGCAACCAGAUCCGGCUAAACCAGCUCUCAGCUCAUCGCGAAAAUGAAGGAAGCAAGCUUACACGAUCCAGUGCUUUGUUUCGUCUUCAUUCUCUCCACGAGUUUUCUGUUACCGGAUUCAUCGGUGGGAGAUUCGAGAGCUCAAACAAUUGAAUUCAAGUGUGGGCACCGUCAAGAGCACAACCGAACGAUCUACGUCGGGAACUUCGUAGCGACAAUGGAGAACAUCAGCGAGCAGAUUAGGACUUCUGGUUUUGGGAUGGCCAUCACUGGCUCGGGGCCGGACACUAGCUACGGCCUUUCGCAGUGCUAUGGCGACCUCUCAUUGCUCGACUGCACCUUGUGCUAUGCUGAGGCGCGUACUGUUCUUCCGCAGUGUUUCCCUUACACUGGUGGACGGAUUUUCCUCGACGGAUGCUUCAUGCGAGCCGAGAAUUACAGCUUCUUCCAUGAGUUUUCGGAGCCAGAAGACCGAGCCUUGUGCCGCAAUACAACGCGGAAGGGCUCGGCGUUUCAGGAAUCAGCUAGGCAGGCUGUACGGAAAGCUGUUUCAGUUGCGUUGAAGAAUAAUGGCUAUGGCAGGACUCAGGUGCGAGUAGCAGGGACGAGCAACGAGUCAUCUUAUGUUCUGGCCAAUUGCUGGAGACCACUGGGCGCCAGCUCUUGCAGAGCAUGCUUGGAGAAUGCAUCGGAGUCUAUGCUGAGAUGUUUGCCUUUUGCUGAGGGGAAAGCGCUCAAGACUGGAUGCUUCAUGAGGUAUUCCGAUAAGAAUUUUCUGAAUCCAGAGCUGGGGAAUGGAAAUUCAACAGAGACCAUAGUCGUGACGGUAGUUGUUGUUGUUGGCUCCGUUGUUGUUCUGGCAGUUGUGGGUGUUAUUGGAGGCUACAUCUGGAAGCAGAGAGUGAUUGAGAAGAAGAGAAGAGGAUCAAGUGAUGCAGAGAAAUUGGCGAAUACCCUUCAUGACGGUAGCUUAAAUUUCAAGUACUCCACGCUCGAGAAAGCAACGGGAUCUUUUGAUGAAGCAAAUAAGCUUGGCCAGGGAGGAUUUGGAACAGUUUACAAGGGGCUUUUGCCAGAUGGAAGAGAAAUUGCAGUCAAGAGGCUGUUCUUCAAUAACAGACACAGAGCAGCAGAUUUCUAUAAUGAAAUCAACAUAAUUAGCACUGUGGAGCACAAAAAUCUGGUCAGGCUGCUGGGCUGCAGUUGUUCAGGACCUGAAAGCCUUCUUGUCUAUGAGUUCCUCCCAAACAAGAGUCUCGAUCGCUUCAUCUUUAGUCCAGAAAAAAGUAGAACACUGAACUGGGAUAGGAGGUAUGAAAUAAUUAUAGGCAUAGCAGGUGGUCUGGUCUACCUUCACGAAAACACAAAAACAAGGAUCAUCCAUAGAGAUAUAAAAGCCAGUAACAUCUUACUUGAUUCAAGGCUGCGUGCCAAAAUUGCUGAUUUUGGGUUGGCAAGGUCUUUCCAAGAAGACAAGAGCCACAUCAGCACAGCAAUUGCAGGAACUCUGGGAUAUAUGGCUCCAGAAUACUUGGCCCAUGGGCAGCUAACAGAGAAGGCAGAUGUUUACAGUUUUGGGGUUCUUUUGUUAGAGAUAGUCACAGGAAGGCAAAACAACAUCAGCAGAACCGCAGAAUAUACAGACAGCCUACUCACAAUUGCAUGGAAGCAUUUCCGGCAAGGACAGGCAGAGGAACUCUUCGAUCCAAACCUCAUGCUGCAGAACUCCCACCAGAACGCCUACAUUAGAAAUGAUGUUUUGAGAGUGAUCCACGUAGGGUUUCUGUGCACUCAAGAGGCUCCAUCUUUACGGCCGUCAAUGUCAAAGGCCCUGCACAUGCUCACAAAGAAAGAUGAGCAGCUCCCUCCACCAACAAAUCCUCCUUUCAUAGAAGAGAAGACCAUGGAACUCAAUGACACUUGUGAGAGUCCAUGGUAUCCCCUUUGUAGUGGCGAUUCUGCUUCACUUGCCCGUGUCUCCUACAGUUCCUUCUACCCCAGGUGCGCGUGGCUGUGAGUGUUGGGGGAGGAAUGUGGCUGGCAACGGCGACAACUGCCGUCGGAGCUGCCAAGCCAUGGCCAAUUUCUAUUUGGGGAUAGGGUUCAUCGCGAAGAAGAAGAAGCCGACGCAAAAGAAGCAGAAGAAGAAGACGACGCAGAAGAAGCAAGUUCAAACAUGACGUCCAAGAAGACAACACCGAACCUAGGGAGAGCAAAGGGGAUUCGAAGCCACGAACCAAGAUACCAUCAAUCUUGGUCAUGGUGCAACCCCACACAGAAUCACAAUCAAUGGAAUGACGGCACAGGGCUACGUUCUUACCUGCGGUUUCCGACCACCCACGGCACCAAGAAGAAGAAGAGAGAGAGAGAGAGAGAGAGAGAGGAAGAAGAAGAAGAAGAUUGCGCAAAAGAAAGAGCGAGAACAAAGAGUCGGUUGCUAAAUAAAUCUCGCAAGAGGGGAAGAUAUUGUUUCCAUGGAAGGAAAGGUGUGACAUUGUCGAUUCGUGAACGAGGGAUGAGAAGGUGGAAGUUUGAUCCACGCCUCCAAGGAAGGAAUCGGCAGCAGUUGCGGAGAAGAGGAAGAGAGGGCUCCCUUUGCACAUGGGCUCGACUCUCGAUGAUAAGGCGCAGAAAACGGGCCUUACUACUUAUUUAAUAAGACUAGCUGAUGAAAAAUAAAAAGCUCUAUUUGGAGCAACGGAAAUUGCGGCAGCAACCAAUUUGAUAAAACUCUUGAAGACUAUAUUAUUAUUUUGUUGCGGGACGAGUAGCCAGAGUUGUAAUGGCUGUUUGCUUUCUCGUGCUAGAAUAUGGUCUUCCAUUCUGGUCCAAGGGCAUUGUUUAAA
Diospyros lotus (date-plum) is the source of this 3354-nucleotide messenger RNA. Its product is annotated as cysteine-rich receptor-like protein kinase 2. Bases 552 to 2525 code for a protein of 657 amino acids. Lineage: Eukaryota; Viridiplantae; Streptophyta; Magnoliopsida; Ericales; Ebenaceae. The transcript is spliced from 11 exons. Gene Ontology annotation, molecular function: protein kinase activity; ATP binding. The record is from RefSeq and is a predicted model, not a curated record. Gene Ontology annotation, biological process: protein phosphorylation.